UCUAGUGCAGACAAUGUUUGCCUAAUUCAUGAACGGGUCAGACGUCGACGAGGAGGGAGUUGACGAUAGUAGACUUACACGUGCAAGAUCAAGAAGGAUCCCGUACGUGUUCAGGACUCUAGACGAGGGAGAAGAAAGACGGCUUCGUGCCGAACGUAGAGCCCGUGCUCUCGUAGCAUCGAGAGAAGCAGCAAACCUUGCAGCUAGGGAGCAGGCUGCCGCAGCAGCCACAGCAACAGCAAUGGCUACCGCAGCAGCAACCUCUGCUGCAACUACGGUUGCGUCCUCGUCAGGAACCCAGUUGGGAAUGCCAACGGGGUCCCCGGGUAUCUCCACUUUACKAGGGUCUAGGCCGUCUACAAGUCAAAUGACGGGCGUGCAGUUCAGCCCGUUGACUCCUCGCGAGAGGGAGCUCAGGGAGCUUCAACAUGUCGAAAGGAUCCGUGAAAAAUUAGAGAGGGAACUGAAACAGGCUACUGACAGAGAAAAGGAGAUAAAAAAUAGAACAGCCAGGCUUGAUACUCUAGAGACUGACAAGGCGGAGUUGGAGGGCUUGGACGAUUCAGGAAUGAACGAGCCCAUGAAAGUGUUGAGGAACAACAUGCUGUCACUGCAUGCGCAUGUGGACAGCAGGUUGGACUUCAUGCAUAACACUUUAGACCAGAUCUUGGACGCUUUGAUAAGGCCAGGAUUCCAGCCACCAGCACAAUUGCCGUUACCGUUAACAGCGAUGUCAGGUCCCUUUGCCGUACAAGCUGGCACACAGCCAAGUGGUACGUCUGCAGCAGCAGCACAGACUGUUGCAUCUUCUUCUUUGGGUCCAGUGGUGAUAGCUACAUCACCACAACAACCUGUUCAGCAAUCUGGACAGCAACAAGGUCAAUGGUACCCCAAGACCCCAAUGAAACCGCCUCUUGCCUUCUCAGGCGAGAGAAAGGACGAGGAACUCAACAAAUGGUUGAGGACGGUCCCGGUUUGGGUGAAGGCCAAAAGGACCUUGCCAGAGGAUGAGGUGGUAAGUGCGGCAUCUUACCUAGAGGGUAAAGCAGCCAAGUGGCUAGAUGGUGUAGUUGUGAAGGCCGGGUACGGGCGACGCAUGGUGGAUUGGGCUAAGUCUUUGACCUUAGACCAAUUCAUGGAGAUGGUAGAAGCUCGAUGGCAUAACCCACAGGAGGUUGGGCUAAGAGGCUUGCUUGUGUAUGCUCUCGGAUUGCUUCGGAUUGCUUUGGCUAUGGCGGCUCUUGACAUGGAUAGCAUCCUAUACCCUGACCUCGUGGUAUCCCGGAGCGACAAGGAACCGGAAAGCUUGGCCUUCAUGUUUGGCAUGGCACAGCUGCGGGAGGAUGCUCUGCGUGAGUAUGAUGAGCUUGAGCAGUGGUACUUGGAAAUAGAGGUUUCACGGACGCAGUACUUCCAUCCCUUUACAGCAGUGAAUUCAGCGGCAGUGCGACCGAGAGAUUUUGGGGGCCUGGAUGAUGGCGAUGAGCGUGCUUCACUUUUGGAGUACAACCGGAAAGCUGUUGAUGCCUUUGUUCAGCAAGAUGUUGUGAAAGAAUUUGACUUCCGGCAGUACCUCUUUGCACGACAGGCGGAGUUAUUAUUUGCAGUCAACCGUCCAGCUGAGGUAGCAGAGCGUGGCAUAUCUUUCAUCCUGUCCUUUUCAAGACGGCUCGCAGCAUGUGAGAGGACACUGCCAUUCUGCCUCAAGGAGGUGUGGGUCUUCACAGCUUGCAAAGCAUUGGCCAAGGCCACAGCAGACCACUUUGUAGAGCGGUCCAUGUCCAUGCAGGCUGAGAAGGAGUUCUACCGACUGCAAGCUGAUCUCUAUUACCUCGCCAGGGCUAAGCUCAUGCGCCUGGGUGAUUUAGUUGGACAUGGCAAAGUGAUUGAGAGAAGCCCAUGUAACAGUGCGGCUCUGAGCAUGUCACAUUGGCCGAAGCCAGCAGUUUGGCCGUCCCUACCACCUAAUGCAGCAGCGAGGGUUCUGGAGAAAGAGGAGUCCUUGGACGAAGCAACCACAGAUAGGAAUGAAGGAAAUGUAAAGGCAGAGCUUCCACUUGCACCAGCAAAUCUGGUCCAUGAGGCAAACAGGCGCAGAGCAUCUGUAUCUAUAGGGAGCUCGGGAGAGAUUUCAAUGUCCAAUCGCAGUUUCUCCACUGGAAGUCCCCAAGGAGGUUAUCCAAGCUCUUCAGGCGGCUCUAGUAUCUGUGUGCGAUCAGCACCAAGCUCUCCGGGAGGAAGAGGAGAUGGAGGGUUGCUUGGCAGCCCAGUGUUUGCACGCUCAGGGGCAACAACUUCAGCGAACAGAAUACUGAAUCUGGCAGAAGUGCAAGUGGCUGCAGAAGCGGCUCUGCUCAAGAGCAUGUCAGAUGAAGGGCUGAGAAGGGCUCUGUCCUCAGCAGAGGGCUUUGAGGAAGCUUAUUUGGAAAUCACAGAAGCAGUUGCAGACAACUACCAUAGGUCAUCAAGGCGUCGACAUGGAGUGGUUUUGGAGGGUGAAGUUGCAGCUGUGCAUCUUCGCAGAGGGAAUCUUGACACUGCAGUGAAGCUGUAUGAAAAGCUCUGUGCUUUGUAUGCUGGCGAGCGCUGGCAUGAACUCUUGGUGAAUGUCCUCCCGUCUUUGUCCGAUUGUCAACGACAAUUGGGAGACGUUGCAGGUUAUCUUUCAUCCUGUGUGAAACUGUUGUCCCUGGACUCGGACCUGGUUCCCGAUGAGGAAAGGGUGCAUCUUCAGGAGGAGUUGGUGACAAUUGCUCGUUCCCACCUGAAGGAUCCGGUCUCAUUGGACAUGUCGGCCAUGCUGACUUUUGCAUCGAAAGGUGGGCCACCGCUGGAACUGAUCGAGGGAGACUCAGGGGCUCUGAGUGUAACAGUUUGGAGUGGGUUUCCUCAAGAGGUUGCCUUGGACUCUAUCAGUCUCACACUGGUCUCACUUAUGCAAGUCAUGGAGGAAGGAGCAAGGGUUGUCAAGGCUGUAUCGCCACCUGUGUUAAAGCCCGGGAAGAACAUGGUGGAGGUUGAAAUCACUCCUCAGAAGGCAGGAGCGUACAUGUUGGGGUCGUUGACGGGUGUUCUUGGUCGGCUGAGGCUUCGCUCCCAUGUAUAUUGCUCAACAAGUGCUGGUGGAUCAAAAGGAGGUCCUCCAGAAAGCGACGACUACCUAAGCGUAGAGCGCCCUGUUCGGCCAGCUCUGCAUGUAGCUGCUGCACGACCACUUGUGGAAAUUGAAUGUGUUUCAUCUACAGCUCUGUUAUUGGGACAGCCUCAGUGGCUUGGCCUUGUGGUCAGACCGCUGCAGUACUCUCUGAAAGGAGGUUUGCUUCAGAUAUCUGGUGGACCAGGAUUGUGCAUCCAGGAUCCACAGCUGGCUGAAAUUGAGCCAUUUGUACCAAUCCCACAGCCAGCUGCUGAUCUUAUGGAAAAUGGCGUUGUGGAGCAAUUUUGUCCAAGUCCUCACAGGAAACAUGACCCUACAUCUGAAGAUUCUCUACAGACAGUGGAAAUCCGGGAUGCAAGGUUUUCUCUGCCACCUUGCAUGGAGAAUAGUGCGUGGAUCGUCUGGCUUCGAGUUGUGGCUGUGCGCGAGAAAGAUGAGAAAGGAGUGCCUUUUUCAUCAUAUUUGAAUACGCCAUCAACUCCUCGAUCACCGCCCCCAGAGCUUACUCCUGCGGGGAUGAUUGGCCCAAUAGAUGUGCCGACAGCAUUGCAAUAUGGCUGGGGAGCUAAGUGGGCAUCACAGGGCAGUCAGGUGGACAGAGCUGCCAGUGAGCCGCAAGGGAUGGAUGCUAUGCGAGUAGUGAAUGUCGCAUUAGAGUACGGUGCCGGGCGAAGCCGUCGUUAUGAGAGGCCUCUUCUUGUUCAAUUCACAGAGCCCCUUCAUGUAUCAACAAGGAUUGUCAGCAAAGGCUGUGAUGGCACAAUUAUGCUUCAGAUGAGAUUGAAGUCCCUGUUGAGUGCAUCUGUUAUCAUCAAGGAUGUGAAGCUGGAUUUGCAGCCUGGGUUUGCACAUGCACCGUGGAUGGAGGGUGGAGACACUAUGUGGCUUGUUCCUUUUACGAUUUCAAGCUUGGCGGAGUCGGCCCUCUUGUUUACCUUGAGGCCAACCACUUGCGAUGAAGAUCAGUUUGACCAAACCCCCAGAAGCGUCACAACAAAGCUUGUGGGGCAGUUCGGCCCCUCUAGUCCAAACUCACCUGCAGUGACUUCCACAGGUGGCGGCCAGCAGCUAGAAAGUCAGUUUCAGUCAAAUUUAGUUCCUUUGCUGCUUGAUAGGAAGGUCCCGGAAGUCCUCUCGCCGCGAAGUGAGCAGUAUGAUUCUGACAGCAGUGUGAAGGUUAUCCAUGGGGUGGAGAAUGCGUCGGGUCUCUUUGGACCAGGUGUUAACGGUGACGAUGAGAAUGAUGGUGACGAAGAUGAAGAUGAAAACAGUGAUGAGGGCACUGGGAGAAAACAGGGAGGAAACAGUUAUGCUGUGGACGGGCAGCGAGGUAACAUUUCUGGGCAUGUUGUCACCGAGAAGAAGCCUAUCUGGCGGAGAAUAUUUUCAGACAGUGCAAGGUUUGUGAGGCGGAGGAGUAAGGACUUGGAGGAUGGGGUUGUUGACAACAGCAGAAAGUGCCAAGAUAGCAAGACGUCAAAGUCUGGUGAUGACGAGGCCACAGGUAAUGAUGUUGGGGACGGAAAUGAUGCAGAGAAGUUCAUUGAAGAGGAUACUGUAACUGACCGGUGCCCAGAAGAUGUGGGGGAAAACAAUGGCGAUGGCAACCAAGAGAGCGUUCCUGUGAGGGUGAGCAACAGUCUUUCAGUUCCAUCUAGAAUAAAGAAGAAAAGAAAGAAGAAGAAGACGAAGAGGAAGAGGAAGGCCACAAGAUUGGAUGUUGGGAGGAUGGACAGGAGAAGCAUUCUCAGAAUAGAGUACAAGGUAGCAGGGGACAGGAGAAGGGGCGCACAUGCACCGGUUGGAAGUCUAAGCUCGAUGGAAUCAGAGGAGGUUUCAAGCAGUGGCGAUGAGGAAGACGACGUGGAGGACGAGGAGAAAGAAAUGGUGGUGGAGGAGGAGGAGGAGACCGAUGCACUUCAUGGACAAUUGAAUGAUGAAGGCUUAUGCGUCUUCACACAGCCGUUCUUGUUGCAGAAGCCUGUGCUGCACCGGCAGUUCGCAGUUGGCUGGCAUCCAUUGCCAGAGCAGCCGCCUCGCGUCGGGCGGCCGUUCAUCUUAAAGUGGAGAAUAGAGAGAUUGGUAGAUUGUGAGGGGGCAGAGGGGGAGAGUUGUCAAUGGGGUGGUGAAAGGAGGGAGGUCACAGAAUGUGAUAGACGGCAGCAGCUUGAUGUCUUAGGAGAUCCAGAAGAACUGCAUUAUGAGGUGACUGUAAAUGAUGAGAACUGGAUUCUUGUUGGGAGAAAGAAAGGUAGGAUUUACCUUCCGAGACAGAGACAUGCACAGGCUACAGUGACAGUUGCAAGUAUACCCAUCACCACGGGUCACCUCCGCCCCCCUUCGUUACACCUGCUGCAUAUUCCGAAAGCUCACAUAUCUCAUUCUCCUGCUGGGCCUCAUCUGGUAUGUGUCUUGCCCCCACCUACCUGCUAUUCCUUCUGCACAUUGCAGCAGGUAUAACCAGGUCCAAACCCUUAUUCUAAAUCAUUUCUGAAUUUUAUGCUCUAUCAAUACUGAAAUUCUCUUCAAAGAGGCUGGACAGCUCUCUCUCUCUCUCUCUCUCUCUCUCUCUCUCUCUCUCUCUCUCUCUCUCUCUCUCUCUCUCUCUCUCUCUCUCUCUCUCUCUUCCCCCCACAGACACAGACACACUCUAUGCUUCUUGUCUCUGUCCUGAUUUUGCAGUUUGAGCAGUCUGUUUGAUAUGGUUUGAAUAUUCUGAAUUAUGUGUGAAUCUAGUAGGCAAUUGCAUUUAGAUUUUCCUUUUGCAGAGAAGCAGGUUAUAAAUGUGUCGAAGUGGCAAGUGUUUAGUGGAGGGACCUUGUUGUAUCGGUGGCGAUACAGGGAGCUCUUCCCCCGAGUUCACCUGCAUGCGCUGUUGUGGAAUGGUCACAACAUUGGGUUGUGAUCAGACAGGAUAGGUUAAUGUCAAACCUGAUCCUUUCUUCAGGUUGUCCUUCCCUUUCUUUCCAUGUUUGUGUAUUUUUAAAGAAAUUGAGAAUCACUAGCAGUUACCAGUUUUUCGAUCCUUCUCUUCUUUUGAAUUUGUGUCAAACCUAAUCCUUUUUGUUUCAUUUGCCUACUUAUUGGCCUAUUAGUACUGACUUGGUGGCUACGAGCAGGGCUAGUCCCUGCAAGAGGGGCUCCGAGGAUGCUGUGUGGGGAGAGUGUGUGUGCAUACAGCAACCAUGCAAGGCUGGGGUGGAUAUCGUGCCCUGUACGGUUCUAUUGUUGAACACUGGGUCCCAAUUGUGGUGGUUAAGGUGUCUGGCUGUUUAGCCCGAGACCACUGGUUCG
Molecule: messenger RNA, 6451 nt
Organism: Chara braunii
Lineage: Eukaryota; Viridiplantae; Streptophyta; Charophyceae; Charales; Characeae
Source: the annotation of a GenBank genome assembly